AUGUGCGAAGAAAGCAGUGAUCAUGAAUAUAAACCGUUUGAAAGCUGUGCAGAUAGGCUAGUUAAUUUAUGGCUGAAAGGACAAAAGUUGCUAAACGCCUUUUGGCGCAUAUGGCAAGAAGAGUAUUUGCUUGGCCUUAGAGAAAGAGCUCAAGUGAAAUUAAAAUCAAAGAAAAUUGUUAGUGCUAUGGAACCGAGUGUCGGUGAUAUUGUGAUCAUUAAGGACGAACUUCCAAGGUCUUGUUGGAGAAUGGGUCGAAUAGAGGAAACGCAACGAAGUAAGGAUGGCAAAGUACGAUCAGCGGAAGUGCGAUUAGCUACAGGUCGUGUUAUUAAACGACCUGUGAGCUUACUCUAUCCCUUAGAAUCAACAGAAUAUGUUAAGCAUACUAGCGGGACGAAUAGUGACGUAAAUAGCACACGCCCUUCACGUUCGACGAGAAUUGCAGCAAUAAAAGCAAAACAAGCAAUUAAAGGACAGUUGCAGUAA
This is a messenger RNA of Mercenaria mercenaria, 489 nucleotides long. RefSeq lists its product as uncharacterized. The transcript has a single exon. NCBI's taxonomy places the organism in Eukaryota, Metazoa, Mollusca, Bivalvia, Venerida, Veneridae. The record is from RefSeq and is a predicted model, not a curated record. Bases 1 to 489 code for a protein of 162 amino acids.